Molecule: messenger RNA, 2872 nt
Organism: Pseudophryne corroboree (corroboree frog)
Lineage: Eukaryota; Metazoa; Chordata; Amphibia; Anura; Myobatrachidae
Exons: 5
Coding region: 632-1378 (248 amino acids)
Source: RefSeq, a predicted model, not a curated record
AGAGGCGCGGCCGCGGUGGGCGGUGUAUGAGAAGCCCAUGGCCGAACUUGAAGCCAGGGAGAGGGGCAGACGAGCGGGGUCGCUCAGCGCGGACAGUGUGUGUGUGUGACUGACAGGCAGCUCGCAGCGUAAUGUUUCGGGGCGGUGGCGGCAGCAGUUGGCUCUAGUGUCUGUGUGAGGCCGAUCCCUCAGGCUGCUGUGUGUAGUUAUGGUGGGCGGGCAAGUUCCGCCCCGUUCCGGCCCACUUUAACCCCUGAGACACUCAGCACCACAGUCCCUGUCACAGUUACCUCACAGCAAACGUUUAUACACAGUGUGUGUGUGUGUGUGUGUGUGUGUGUGUGUGUGUGUGUGUGUGUGUGUGUGUGUGUGUAUAUAUAUAUAUAUAUAUCUCUUAUGUAUAUACAUUGUAGUAUAAGCUCUCCACUAUUACUGCAGCAUAGGGUACAGGAGAAUAGAAGGGGCGGGCAUUGUAGGCGGCUAGGCUCCGCCCCCUUGUUACAGGAGACCUGGUCUGUCAGUGCCGGAGAAUGGGAGGAGGAGGAGUCAGCUGCUGCAGCCCCUCCCCUUACACACACACACACACACCCCUUCUCCGGACUGCUGCGAGUGUUGGGGCUGCAGGUGCGGGAUGCCGGUGAUCGCCGCGGUGAUAGCUCUACUGUUUGGUGUAUUUACACAAUGCGGAUCCAACUCCACAGAAACGCGCUAUGUAGCUCUAUCGGAUGACCUGACAAUCUGCAAUCUGAUCUGCGAUGUAGACGGUGAAUACCUCCUGGAUCAUGUGUUUGUAUCAAUCGUUCUUAUAUAUGAUUGCACAGGCCUGAGAUCUCCUGAGAUCUAUGGUAAAUACAAGGAAAGGACUGUCGUGGAUAAGACACAUGGAUGUGUCAUCAUCAAGAAUUUACAGUACAGUGACGCCGGGGAUUACGCCUUAUGGUUCACGGACAAGGAAUGGAACAAAAGAUGUGUGGAGCUUGUUCGCUGCAAUCUUAUAGCUCCAGUCACUAUCACCGACAUAACCUACAGCUCUGGUGAUUUGGUAGAGAACGCAACGCUAAGCGUUCUAUAUACUGGGGACCCUCCAGUAUUCGUCUUUUGGACCAAGGAGGGAGAAGACCUACCCCUGGGGCACUGGCUUAGCGACCAUAACAAGACACUCAGCAUGCCAAAGCACGCCACUGGCCUAUACCGAGUGACUGUCUCUAACAUUGUCAGUACAGACAACAUGACUUAUACCAUCCCAGCCAGGGGACGUCAUGAACAUUUUCAGUGGUGGAUUAUCCCGGCUGUAGUCUUGCCUGUGGCAGCUCUUGUGUCGAUCUUACUAUACAUGAAAAAAAAGGAACCAUGUAAGCAACGAGAUACAGUAAUAUGAAACCCAUGUGAGGGUGGUCGUAGGAAGCAAAAUCCUGGGCUUUGCACAAAUCCUCUGCCUGGCAUGCACAACCAACGGAGUGCCUGUUAUUUCCUUAUGUCUUAGUAUACGUCCGGUGUUCUCUGCUUCUGUAGGCGUGCUUUCAGUUUUAUGAACAGCAUAAUUCCGUUAUAGUCCCUGUAAUGCUGUGAUAGGCAACCGUUGACCGGAUGUCUGCAUUCGGCAUUCCGAGACGCCACCUUCCACCAUAGUCUCUCAAGAAAGGCGCGAGACAAGGCCGCCCCAUUUGCCCUCUAAUUCUUGCUCUGCUCAUAGAACAUUUAGCUGUGAGGUUUAAACAUAACGUCCGUAUUUCUAGUAUUUCAGUAUGGAUAUCUGAAGAGAAAAUACCUCCUUCUUCAGACUACUUUCUAACCAUAGAGAAUAAUAUAUUUAUUAAAUAAUACACACAUAUGCCGCUGCACUUUACAGAGAAUGAUUCUGUCAUUCACAGCAGCCCCUGCCCUAGUGAGCUUACACUCUAUGUGCCUUAUUCAGAGAUGUACAGUAUUGAAUUUGCAGCAACAAUGCAGAAUGAGAAUAUGAUGCUGAUAAUAUACAAACUCCACACGGAUGGGGCCAUGAUGGGAAUGAAACUCGUGACCUCAAUGCUGUGAGGCAGUAAUGCUAACCAUUACACCAUCCGUACUGCCCAUGGUGCCAUGUUUUCUGUGUACAGGAUUGCAGUUGUAGGCUGACACGCCCCAAAAGCGGUUGUUUUUGACGCCAUUGCCCGUUACAGCUCCCAAAUGCUUCCUGUCAAUCACUUUGCUAAUGAAUCCUCACUGGGGAACGAAGUUUCCGUGUCAUAGCUGCAGAUUUUAACAACCAGCACCCAGAAAGACCUCUAAUUUCACAUAACACUGUCAGGUGCCUAAUUUCCAAAUUCCGAGAAACUGGGACUGUGGCUGACAAGUCACGGAGUGGUCGUCCAAAAAGUGCUGCUGACGAGACCACCUCAACAAUGGUUUUGGCAUCCUUCGUGAAGAGUCCACAACGCAGCACACAACGUUUGACAUCAAAGUGACCUAAAUUCUCUCCUCUUUUGUCGAAGCUCUUCAGUUACCUGCAACAACAAAAAGUGUUGUAACUUUUGAACCAUAGCUGCUAUUUCAAAUCUGUUUGCAGCAAUAAACUUUUCAGCAAAUUCUGAUGUAGUUUGACAUGUUACACGACCCCCCUUUCCAUUUGAAAAAAACUGACUUAGAUUCAAGAUGGCCGAUUUCAAGAUGGCACCCAUGUUCAGUACAUACCCUAAAAGAUAGCCCACCUCACCCAUACCUUACUGGAGUAUUCAGUUUGCCCAUUUCCUUCGUUUUUUUAAACAAAAGGGUGUACUGCGACCUUUGAAUCACCCUGUACUGUGGUGCUUGUUACUUGUCGCUGUGAUGGAAUAUUUCUCUGCUUAGUUAGUGCUACACUAAUGUGUGCAGUGAAUAAAAGAGUUUAAAAUCA